UGACGACGAGUGAUGUGUAUAAACAAUCGUUGGUUCCACCACCGCAAGAUAAUUGAAGGAGAUUUUUUCAAGGAUGUUCAAGAAUGCUCUUGAAUCGAAUACUCGGUAUGCCUAUGCCGGUUGAUUUGCAAAAUCUACUUUUCCAGUAUUUUACGGACACGUUUAAUAUGACUAUUACGACUGCAAAGAAGACGGGGAAAUUGAACAUGGGAAGUUUUGAUCUUGUCACGUCUGGUAAAAAUAAUAGGAGAUAGUGAGACUAUUUACAUUCCUGAGGAAGCUUUCGACGGGGAUUGUACCAGCUGAAUUGCAUGUCGUGCACGUUGAGCGAGGAAUGAGUUGGGCAGAGGCUACUGAUCGAUGAUCGGGAUUCACCGUCACUAAGAAAAGUUUUUACUUGAGACAUCAAGUUAGUAACAGUAGUAAGCAAACUGCAAUUCUCGCGGUUACUGUUGACAGUGGGGAAAAAGAAGGCCUAGGGCAAAAAAGACCAACUUUAUAUUGUCUAUAGUCGAGUCGAUAUUGGUGACAUUUGUUGAAGGAUUUUGAAAUUAAGUAUGCCUAAAUUAAAUAAAAAGCAUAUCACGCUUGAGCAGAAGGACAUGAUGCUGGCCUUUAUGCUAAGUCAUAAGGACUUAGCACAAGGCAGGAUGUCAGGAUCCAGUUAUAAACAAGAGUCGGACGAGCUAUAUGAAACAAUGACGGAGCUAUUAAACAACGUGGAAAAUGGAGCGGUGAAGACUAUGUCUGCUUGGAGAAAGAUUGCCUUAGACAGUUCCGAGAAUUUGGAAGAUGGAGAUUUGAAAGAAGGCAGUAUCGAUUUUGAAUCCUUCAAAACAGAGGAAGAAAAGGUGGUUAUAGGAACAUCAAAGCAGAUUGACAUUAAAGAUGAUUCAGCUGAACCCUCCAAAAAGCAGAGUGCGACUAAAAGGAAAAGUUUGACUAAUUUCCUGAAUACAAAAAGGGAGAAAUUGUCAGAUGCGCCGAUAGUUAUAGAAAGUGAUGAGGAGUAUGAACAAGAUGUGGCGUCUAAAAUAAAAGGCGAGAGAACUUGGGUGUAAAACCUGCAAGUCAGGGGGAAGUCACUUCGGGGUAAAGCGACACGAGGCGAGACAUUUGUUAUUAUUAUUUUCUUAUUAUUGUUAUUCUUUUACAACGAUUAUUAUUUUAUAUUUUAGUUUUUUUGUUUUAUAUUCUUUAUAUUAGGCUACGUUACUAUUUUGUUAUUUUUCAUUUAUUUUAUUCUUAUUUCAUUUUACUUUGUUAAUUUUGUUUUAAACCUUUUAUUCUUUAUUUUGUUACAAUAUAUUUAUCUUACGAAGGUUUAAUUAAUUGUCUCAUUAUUGACUACACCUCUCCUCGAAAUUACAGCAAAUCAAUUCUUAGAUGGCGCUUCACGCCAUUAACUAUGGUUAAUUAUUUAUUUAAUUAAUAUUUAAGGGAACCCGGACUCCAUCCGGCGAGCGAAU
Messenger RNA from Leptopilina heterotoma, 1469 nucleotides. RefSeq lists its product as uncharacterized. NCBI's taxonomy places the organism in Eukaryota, Metazoa, Arthropoda, Insecta, Hymenoptera, Figitidae. The transcript has 9 exons. The coding region runs from base 558 to 1061 and encodes 167 amino acids. The record is from RefSeq and is a predicted model, not a curated record.